AUGGAAAGCAUAUUGGCAUAGAAAGUAAAAGCUGGAUACCUCAGAACAAUAUAUAAAUACCUAAUGUAUGUGAUUGAAUUUCAUAGCUAGCAACAACCCAUCAACAGAAUAAUAUUACUGCUCCACUUGUGCUUCUCCUAUUUGAAAAUGCCUAGAGAUCCUCUGGUUGUUGGACGUGUGGUAGGGGAUGUUUUGGAUCCCUUCACAAGGUCUAUUUCUCUUCAUGUCACUUACAAUAACAGAGAUCAUGUCAACAAUGGCUGUGAGCUCAAACCCUCUCAAGUUGUCAACCAACCUAGGGUUGAUGUAGGUGGAGAUGAUUUAAGGAUCUUCUACACUUUGGUCAUGGUGGACCCUGACGCUCCUAGCCCCAGUGACCCUACUCUCAGAGAAUACUUGCAUUGGUUGGUGACCGAUAUUCCAGCAACUACAGGAGCAGGCUUUGGGCAGGAGGUUGUGUGCUAUGAGAGUCCACGGCCGUCGGUGGGGAUUCAUCGGUUUGUUUUUGUAUUAUUCCGGCAACUAGGGAGGCAGACUGUGUAUGCACCUGGGUGGCGUCAGAAUUUUAACACUAGGGACUUUGCUGAGCUUUACAAUCUUGGAUUGCCGGUGGCCGCUGUUUACUUUAACUGCCAGAGGGAGAGUGGCUCCGGGGGAAGAAGGCGAGGACAAUAAUUAUAAUUAAUUUAAUUAUAAUGGCCUGCAUGUCUCCAAUCAAUGUAUUUUCCACUAAAAGAUCUUUCUACCAUUUGACCCCAUAUGUGCCAUGAAAAAGGAAGGGAAAGGGAAAAUAAAUAAAGAAACAAAGUAAUAAUAAAGAAGGGAAGAUUACAAGCGGGCGAGUUAUAUAUGCUCUGUAUCUCCAACUAGCUACAUAUAGCUGGAUUCCUAAUGGCUCGAAUAGGUGUAAUAUAUCUAGCUAUAUUAACAUAUAUACAAAUAAAUUUAAAAGAUAUACAAGUAUAAUUAUGCA
Messenger RNA from Hevea brasiliensis (rubber tree), 973 nucleotides. Its product is annotated as protein HEADING DATE 3A. Bases 148 to 675 code for a protein of 175 amino acids. The transcript has 4 exons. The record is from RefSeq and is a predicted model, not a curated record. NCBI's taxonomy places the organism in Eukaryota, Viridiplantae, Streptophyta, Magnoliopsida, Malpighiales, Euphorbiaceae.